Leguminivora glycinivorella is the source of this 477-nucleotide messenger RNA. Its product is annotated as chorion class CA protein ERA.1-like. The record is from RefSeq and is a predicted model, not a curated record. NCBI's taxonomy places the organism in Eukaryota, Metazoa, Arthropoda, Insecta, Lepidoptera, Tortricidae. The coding region runs from base 1 to 447 and encodes 148 amino acids. The transcript has 2 exons.
AUGUCUCGCUUUGCUGUUCUGGUACUGUGCAUUCAGGCUUGCCUGAUUCAGAAUGCACUUAGCAACCAACAAUGCGGUUGCGAUCAAAUCUACGAAUCCUCCGAUAUCAAUGCCAUAGAAAAAUACAGCUCAGUCGCACCCAGUCUUAGCUUAAACGCGCCUUCGUUUAACCUUGGCGCGCCUUCAUUUAACCUUGGCGCGCCUUCGCUUAAUCUUGGCGCGACUUCGUUUAACCUAGGCGCGCCUGGCGUCGGUCUGAGCGCGCCCGGCUACGGUUACGGCGGGUCGGGCACCGGCGCGGUCGGCGUGACCGGCGAGAUCGGCGCGAGCGGCCAGACCGUCGUCGUCGGAUCCGUGCCCGUGCUCGGCACGGUCGAGUUCAAGGGCGUCGUGCCGGCCUCCGGAUCUGUUUCUAUUUCCGGACAAUGUGGAUGCGGAUGCCAGUGAUAUUUUUAAAUAAAUAAGAUUUUACGUACA